AUGGAAUGCUUGAGGGAUAACUUCACCCCAGGGGAGAUCUUGGACAAUCGUUUCCGGACUGUCGCUCCUCUAAACCAUGGCUCGUUUGGAAUGGUAUUCCUGGCAGAUGACACCUUAACUGGAGACCAGGUCGCUAUCAAGUGCUUGAGCAAGACGUCAGGAGACUCUACACCUCUGGCCGUUGACGAACGAUCCGAAGAGCUAGAAUGCCAUACGCGCUUGGGAUACCAUCCAAAUAUUGUCAACCUACUCCACUCUUUUGAGACGGAAUCCCAUGUGUUUUUGGUGCUUGAAUAUUGUUCGAUGGGUGACCUGUACGAAGCCAUCAGGAACAAUCGUGGACCUUUGGAAACUGAACAUGUUCGUGAAUUGAUGCUACAACUCGUUAGCGCUGUCGAGUAUAUGCAUUCAAAGGGCCUCUACCACCGGGACAUCAAGCCUGAAAAUAUCUUCCUUUCCCAGAACGGCACAAUGAAACUUGGAGAUUUCGGUUUGGCUACACGCAGCCCCUGGUCCUACGAGGCAUGUGUUGGUAGUGACCGCUACAUGGCACCCGAGCAAUAUGAACCCACCCCAAGUGGCUACUCGACGAGGCAAGCCGAUAUCUGGUCUGUUGGCAUAUGUCUUCUGAAUAUAUUGUUUGCGAAGAACCCUUUCGUGACUCCAACGGAGUCUGAUAUCUUCUUCGCCGACUAUACCAGGGACCGCCAGUCGCUCUUUGACAUUUUCCACAACAUGUCUCAAGACACCUUUGAGAUACUUUCUAAUGCCAUAGCACUCGACCCGAAUAAACGCUCCCUCUCCGGGAUUCGCCAAGCUAUCUUACGCGCUGUUUGCUUCACCACUGACGAUGAAGUCCUUGAUGAUUUUUGCACCGAAGAUCGCGAGAUUAUUACUGCGAAUGCUGAUAGAGAGCCACUUCGAACGCCGUCCAUUUCGAGCCCUCAGAUCAAUCAAGGAGACACAUUCCCCUGGGCCAAAGCGCUUCAGUCAACACCUCAGCAAAAGCGACAACUCUCUAUCAUCCCAGACACAGAAAGUUAUUGUGAAGACUUGUUCCCCGCUUCUGAAACAGAAGCCGCAUCAUGGUAUUCCGUCCAUGCAGGCUCCCCCUCAGUGGUUUCUGCACUGGGUUCCACCUUUAGUGCCUCGUUCAAAUCUAUGGCUGUUCAACCCUUUGAACAACGUUUCCAUGGUCGCUCAUAUCCUGUCUCGAUUGCUUGCUCUCUGCCCGUUCGUGCUGGAAAACCAAUUCCUGCCAUGUCUUUAGUUUUUGAGAAGGGUAACAAUGAAAUGUCGAAGAGCUGGAGUGAUCUAUACGAUGAGGAACAGUCAGAGAUUGAAGCUCUAGAGCGGCGGAUGAAACAAAACGCUCGAAGCUUCAGCCGAGAUAGCGACACGACCAAGAAAGGAAAUCGCCCUUCCCGUCUUUCGGAGGUGCAAGGUUCCUCGUUCAUAAAUGCUCGAUCGUCUCUUCCCAAAGCUCAUCAGAAGGGUGUUGCUAUCCCAACCCCUCGCAAGGCCAACGAGAAUCUCAGAGAGAACAAUAUCCUAGGUCCAGUGCACCCAUCCAAGCAAUCCCCAACCAAACAAACAAUUAUGGACAAGUGGGCCGCCCUCGGAAACAAACGACGUGGCUACCACCGUAAACAGGAUAAUUCGUUGCCCAGCAGGAAGCAAAAAUGCAUGUCAAAGAGCUGGCGUAAGGAUUUAGUCUCGAGUUCAACAGUUUUCGACGACCGCCAUGUUGACCAGCAUUUUCUUGACAUUGACUGGCGUCAAAGCACAAUCGAGCCUACGCAACCACAGGCAAAUGUGGGUUUGGUUGGAACUGGCGAUGGCACUGAUGACCUUGAUUUUGUUGGUGGCUGGAACGACUUUCAGCUGUGA
This is a messenger RNA of Paracoccidioides brasiliensis Pb18, 1890 nucleotides long. RefSeq names its product serine/threonine protein kinase. Gene Ontology annotation, molecular function: protein kinase activity; ATP binding. The record is from RefSeq and is a predicted model, not a curated record. The coding region runs from base 1 to 1890 and encodes 629 amino acids. Gene Ontology annotation, biological process: protein phosphorylation. The transcript has a single exon.